UGACAGCUCUGGUUAUUUGAUUGAAUCAAGGUCAAAUUAAGUUCAACCUUUAUGUGAUCGGUGCCAAUUCACUUCCCAGAAUCCGUUCAAUCAAGUCAAGUGUCGCUUCCGAACCAUGCCCAGCGCAGUGCAGCCAUCGUCCCAAAAGGACCUUAUUUAUCUUUCGGACGAACAGAAGAAGGUCACUGUGAACUGGAAGUUGAGAAGAGUUGAAAAGUCAGACUUCUUCGAGAUCAUUACCGUUCCAGUCCAUAUCGUAGAUAAUCACUAUGACGCUCGAGAGGAGAGCAAUACACUUCAACAUGAAAUCGCACCAUUGUGCAGACUGGUGAAAGAGUAUCUUGCUGGGUCGCAACGGAAAGGCGACGCCAUCUUGCAGCUUAUUCUUCCCCUUAGAAGGGGGUUUGGGGCUCGAGGAAAUGCAUUCCGUGACCAACUGAACGUCUACGGCUCAUCUUUAGGAUAUUUGGAUCAUUCCGAGUUCGCGAAAGAGUACCAACCGCCGACCCAGCAGAUGGCAGCCACUCUUGCCGAUAUUAUCCCUUUCAGUGUAUGCACGGUGCUGGUGGAUCCAAGCCUCACUAAUCAAUCUGGGAUACAAUUCAAGUUGUUCGAAAUAGUUUCCUUCCCAUGGAUUAUGCAGGAACAACCGGAAUGGAAAACAUGCGCCCUCGUUCACGGCCGCGACAGCAUCGAGGCCUUCCAGCCCAUUGGGGAAACGGCCCACGAUCUGGGGAUUAAGCUGAUUGUGUUGGAUUCUCCCGGCCAUUGGCUCCUUACGAGUCCCCAGUACAGAAAUCUGUACGAGGAAUUCGAGCCAAUCGAUAUGACAAUCGACGAGGAUUUUCCGCGGAGGAUUGCAAACGCCGUUCAGACGGUGGCCACACGCAGAGGACGUAUUGACGGCAUUUGCACUGUCUCUGAUCGUUGCCUGCUACCUGUUUCCAAAGCCGCCACAGCACUUAAUAUGCCCACCGGUCCACCUUACUCAUUUGCGACUGCCAUCGACAAAGCCGCCAGCCGCCAGCUCUGUGCAGAUGAAGGCAUAUCCUUCCUCUCUGUCCGGCAACCCGCCGAGUUAAGGAACCAUCUCAAAGCUGGCACCUUCCAUGCACAAUACCCGCUCAUCGUUAAGCCUUCCACUGGAUGGAGCUCGGAGCACGUUUUCCGCGUUAAAGACGAGGCGGAGCUUUGCCUGGCCGCAGAACGUGUCGCAACACGGCGCAACACCAAAAUCCUCAUUGAGCCGUUUGUCGACGGGCCCGAAGUGGACGCCAAUUUCGUGCUCUGUGACGGAGAAUUGCUCUUUUUCGAGGCCUCGGACGACUUUCCCAGUCCCGCGGAUGGUCCCGGGGCUGGGAUGGAGUCGAACUUCUUCGAGACCGCUAAUGUACUUCCGUCGGCUUUGCCGCAGGUUGAGGUUGAUCGGAUCCGCGAUCGUCUGUACCGGCUUCUACUCGACAUGGGUUUCCGAACGGGUGUUUUCCACCUCGAGGCGCGGGUGAUCGACUCCUCCAUGGAAUUCGCAGCAGGCCAGGAUGGGAUCCUUGAUCUUCGGCCUCGUUUUGUCACUGAACAACAACCCAGGGACGGGUCAAAUCGUGCGAAGUGUUUCUUGAUUGAGGUCAAUCCUCGGCCCCCGGGCUUUCAAUCUGUUUACGCCACUCGCUUGAUGUACGGGGUCGAUUACUUCGCUUUGCACCUGCUCGCGGCGGUUGGAGAUAAUGCGCGCAUUCGGGGGCUCGGACAGUCAUUCUGGGACCGUAUACCCAUCGUCUUUCCUUCAUCAGUUGGUGGUCCGGAAAAAGGAUUCUGGUGCAGCAUCGUGUUUAUUACCGGGAAUAAAGGUGGAAUAUGUGACUCCACAGAUCCGGUUUCAGAUUUACUCGCACGAUCGCCUUCCCUGAAACCGUUUAUCUCGACCGGUAUGUCAUUUUUCAAGAAAGGCGAUGAGAUUCCGCAUGCGACGCCAGAAAGACUGGUGUUUCUGGGGUUCUUCUUGGUGUUGUCAUGGUCAGCACGUACGGAUAUAAUAGAUGUGGCACAACAGAUUCGGAAGGAGUUUCGGAUGGCCAUCAUUUGAAAAAUCGUG
Molecule: messenger RNA, 2092 nt
Organism: Penicillium brasilianum
Lineage: Eukaryota; Fungi; Ascomycota; Eurotiomycetes; Eurotiales; Aspergillaceae
Source: the annotation of a GenBank genome assembly